Rosa chinensis is the source of this 1395-nucleotide messenger RNA. RefSeq names its product protein FAR1-RELATED SEQUENCE 5-like. The transcript has a single exon. NCBI's taxonomy places the organism in Eukaryota, Viridiplantae, Streptophyta, Magnoliopsida, Rosales, Rosaceae. The record is from RefSeq and is a predicted model, not a curated record. The coding region runs from base 1 to 1395 and encodes 464 amino acids.
AUGGAUGAGAGCGGCAUGCGAUUCAGUGAACCGAAUUACCAUGGUUGGUCUGUAGAUGAGGAUGACUUUUCAGAUGAGUACGAAGAGUUAUUCUCGGAUGAGGAAGCUUCGCAGAGUGCAAAUAUGGAUGAGAAUCUGGAUUGUCUACACUUCAACGACAAGAAGUAUGAAGAUCUUAGAUCCUCUGAUAUGAUUGGUGUUGAGUUUAGCAGCGUCGAGGCAGUGGACACAUUCUAUGCUUACUAUUCACUUGCCAUGGGCUUCAGUUUCAGAAAGGAAAAGUUGUGUCGAAAUACAGCACAAGUGGUGGUGAGAAGACAGUUAGUGUGUUCAAAGGAGGGUGAGAGAAAAAAAAGGGGCAAGCCUGAUCCUAGUUUUACAUCGGAAAUCAUUUCAUGCGCCCAAAAUCUUAGUCCACCUCAUGGGACAAAACAGGUAUGCAAGAGGAAGACAGUUAACCAGAAACCAAUCGUGGAAGAUGCUGAUGGAAGAAGUAUGAAACGUUCUGGGAAGCAGUCUGGUGAAGAUGAACAUGAAAAAAAAAGGCAGCGCCCUCCACAGAGAAAUAUUACCAGAGGUAAUUGUCAAGCUCGUAUCACAGCGCACGGAUGCAAGGAAAGUGGUGUCUUCCGUGUGGUCCAAUUCAUCACCGAACAUAACCACGCCCUUGCUACAACAGAGUUUGUUCCCUUUCUCCGAUCCCACCACAAGGUUCGGGACCAUGACGUUGCUCAGGUAACAACACUUAAGAAAGUCUCUGUUGGUACAUGCCGGGCUUAUGAGUUGUUGGUCCACCAGGCCGGUGGCCAUGAAUUUGUUGGUUUUCUCAUAAAAGAUUUGUAUAACAAGAUGGACUCUGAAAGGAAGGAACUCAUGGUUGAUGGUGACGCCCAGUCUACAAUUAGUUUCAUGAAUUUGAAAGCAUCUAAAGAGGCAGAGUUUUUCUGUUUGUUCAGUGUUGAUGCCGAAGGCCGGCUGGGUAAUAUGUUUUGGAGAGAUACCAAGUCUCUAGCAGAUUACAAUAAUUUUGGGGAUGUUUUGAUUAUUGAUAGCACCUACAAGACCAACAUAUACGGCAAACCAUUAGCCGUCUUUGUUGGUGCAAAAAACCAUAGGGCGACAGUACUCUUUGGGUGUGCAUUGUUGGCUGAUGAGAGUGAGGACACCUAUAAUUGGGUGGUUACGGCCUUUUUGACUUCCAUGAGGGGAAAAAAACCAAUAUCAGUCCUCACUGACGGGGACGAGGCAUUGAGAAAUGUAGUUGUGAAUCUCAUUCCGGAGGCCCGACAUCGAUUGUGUGCAUGGCACAUUGCUAAGAAUGUUGUUAAAAAUGUUAGGGAUGCGGAUGUCCAAAGGGAUUUUUUGCCACCUAAUUUUUGCCAGACUCGGAGUUGA